Botrytis cinerea B05.10 is the source of this 779-nucleotide messenger RNA. RefSeq lists its product as hypothetical. The record is from RefSeq and is a predicted model, not a curated record. The transcript has 4 exons. Lineage: Eukaryota; Fungi; Ascomycota; Leotiomycetes; Helotiales; Sclerotiniaceae. The coding region runs from base 214 to 462 and encodes 82 amino acids.
GGGCAUUUAUCCAAGCAAUCCGAUGCUUCCUCAUCCUCCGCCAAUUCAUAUCAGUUUCCUCCACAGAAUGACCGAGACCAGCGCCUCCUGUAUAUUCUAGAGUUGUCUUAGAUACACGGGUCUAAGCUUCAAAGGGGCCAACACUAAUCUAUAUUUGGGGAUCUACAAUGUUCUCAGUUGAAUACCGGGUAUAUUAGUACCGAUCCAAAAGUAAUGGUUGGCUUCCAACGAGCUCGUGGUUACUCGUGGUUUUCUACCCUUGCUCAUGGCUUAGAUAUUGCGCUUCUUCUACCAACUCAAGACCGGAUCGACGUAUUUCUCACUAACCGUAGCGGAUAUCAGGAGUGUAUUCCAUUGAUCACUGAGCUAUUGCAGGUACUCUAUAUAAACCAACUAAACGGACAAAAGGAACUUGAGAAUUUCCGAGACCUCAAUGUGGGUCCAGCCUUCCGGACAAUUUGAUCGAAAACUAUCGUUAUAUUUUUCUGCGGACAAAAAUCUUGAUCUUCGCCAAGAUAUUAUUAAGCUUAGUUUCAAUCUUGACCCGCUCGUAGUUUGAAGCUAAGGCCAAGAUACCUCCACUAUUCUGUUCAUCUUCGCGGGGCUCCCCUAGGUGACCCACAGGUGUACUUCAUGGAGAAUCGCACGAUGUCUCCAUGUUUGCGCGCUGAAUUUGUCGGCAAUGAUUUUAAGUUUCAACUAAUCAAAUUCUGAGAUAUAGCUGAAAUCACGGGAAACUCUACGACGUCGGCAUCCGACAGUACUUUCAAUGUAUGAUA